GUUAAGUGUAUUUUUCGAUAUAAGUCGAUUAGGAAAUCCGAUACACACAACAAAUACGGCGGCACCUUUACCACACCCGGCCGGCAGCCCCGCCACAAAUUAAAACUGAAUGACUGAUAGAUUAUGCUGAGCUUAAUCUGUUAGUUCGAUACAAAUAUGCGAGGCGCGAGUUUUCUCUGGAAAUUUUGCAAAUCAUCUUUCACAUUUGGGUUAAUAGGUCUUACGAUAUCCGACCGUUUUGCAAGUGUUGUCCAUAUAAGAGGUUUGUCUAUGUCACCCACGUUGAAUCCUCCCAACAACGCUCCUUUGGGAUUGUUAACCGAUGACCAUGUAUUGGUGGAGAAACGUUGUCUGACGGAUUACAAAUUCUCACAUGGUGAUGUUGUAGUUUUCUGCUCCCCAAAUAGUUACACAGAGAAGAACAUAAAACGUAUAACUGCCAUGCCAGGUGACUGGAUCAAUGUUCCUCUAUCAUAUGAUGCUGUCAAGAUUCCGGAAGGACAUUGUUGGGUUGAAGGAGACAAUCCAUCUGACAGCAUGGACUCCCGAUCCUUUGGCCCGAUUCCGUUGGGCUUAAUUCGUGGAAGGGUUACACACAUUAUCUGGCCCCCUCAAAGGGUCCGGAAAAUUGAAAGAAAGUUUCCUCAAGGUGGGCUCACCUUUUAAGGUGAGUUUAGAUACUUGAUUUUAGAAUGUCGUAUCUGCAUCGCUUGACAUGCAUUAUAUGAUUCUUUUGAUUUGUUAACAACAAACCAGAUUUUAUUAAUGUUUAUUAUUUUGCAAAACAAUUGUCCUGCAUUUUUGUAAACUAGUGAUUGUGAUAAUGCAUCUUUUUUGGGUA
Erigeron canadensis is the source of this 841-nucleotide messenger RNA. Its product is annotated as mitochondrial inner membrane protease subunit 2-like. The record is from RefSeq and is a predicted model, not a curated record. Lineage: Eukaryota; Viridiplantae; Streptophyta; Magnoliopsida; Asterales; Asteraceae. The transcript has 5 exons. Gene Ontology annotation, molecular function: serine-type endopeptidase activity. Gene Ontology annotation, biological process: mitochondrial respiratory chain complex assembly. The coding region runs from base 157 to 666 and encodes 169 amino acids. Gene Ontology annotation, cellular component: mitochondrial inner membrane peptidase complex; membrane.